AUGGAUAUCGUCGCCAAUCGAACAGCUUUCACCUCGCCCCUCGCAGACGCCCAGUUAAAGAUUCAGGCCGCCGACGCCUCGGGGUUCGUGGGCAGGAUUGUCGCCCAGCUCAAUGUCUGGACAGUUUUGUUUACUAUUCUCGCGCUAUUGAUAGCAUACGAUCAAUGCAGUUACCAAUAUCAAAAGUAUGGCAUCGUUGGACCGGCAUGGAAACUGCCGUUUAUGGGACCGUUUCUCGAAUCGAUGCGCCCGGAGUUCAAAAAAUACAAACAGAAGUGGGAAAGCGGCGACCUGAGCUGCGUUUCCGUCUUCCACAAAUUCGUGGUCAUCGGCGCUUCCCGAGAUACCGCGAGAAAGAUCUUCAAUUCACCCGCAUUUCUCAAACCCACCGUUGUCGAUAUUGCUCCAAAGCUCCUCCGGCCGACGAAUUGGGUCUUCCUCGAUGGCCGCGAACAUGUCGACUACCGCAAAGGCCUGAACGGCCUGUUUACCCGCCAAGCACUGGAAGCGUAUCUCCCAGGACAAGAGGAAGUUUACAGCCGAUAUUUCAAGAUUUUUGUCAAUGAGUCCAAGGAGAACAAUAUGAAGCCAAAGGCGUGGAUGCCAAUUCUUCGAGAGCUGAUGACCGCUGUGUCAUGCAGGACUUUUGUUGGUCACUACAUGAGCGAUCAGGUGGUCAAGAAGAUUGCCGAGGACUACUAUCUCAUCACUGCGUCGUUGGAGCUGGUCAAUUUCCCCUUUAUAAUUCCCUACACCAAGACUUGGUAUGGAAAGAAGGCAUGCGACAUGGUCAUGGACGAAUUUGCCAAGUGUGCAGCAAAGUCCAAGGUUCGCAUGGCUGCCGGCGGCUCGAUCACUUGUACCAUGGAUGCUUGGAUCAAGCAAAUGCAAGAUUCGGCCAAGUACAGGGAGCGCAUUGCAAGAGGUGAGACCGUCGACUCGUCCGAGAAGCCAGCUCAGGUGCUUCGAGAAUUCAGCGACAUGGAAAUUUCCCAAACGAUGUUCACUAUGUUGUUUGCUUCACAAGAUGCGACCUCGAGCGCAUGUACCUGGCUGUUCCAGAUCAUGGCCGACCGACCAGAAAUCUUGGCCAAGGUUCGAGAGGAAAACCUUGCCCUUCGAGGCGGUGACCGCAACAAGCCAUUCGACAUGGACAUGCUGGAGUCCAUGGUAUGGACAAGGGCCGUUGUGAAGGAGACUCUUCGUUAUCGUCCUCCAGUUAUUUUCGUGCCCUACGUUGCCAAAAAAGACUUCCCUAUGACAGAGAACUAUACGAUAAAGAAGGGAUCCAUGGUCAUCCCCGCGCUUUGGCCUGCGACCCAUGACCCUGAAGCUUAUCCAGAUCCCGACAACUUUGUUCCUGAGCGAUGGAUCACUGGUGAUGCAGACAAGCAGGUCAAGAAUUGGUUGGUUUUUGGCACUGGACCUCACCAUUGCUUGGGACAGACUUAUGCUCAGUUGAAUCUGAUGGCAAUGAUUGGCAAGGCAAGCAUACUCUUGGAUUGGGUGCAUGAGCCAACCGCCAUCAGCGAGGAUAUUGAAGUCUUUGCAACCAUCUUUCCUCAGGACCAUUGCAGGUUGACCUUUACGGAACGAGCUUAG
This is a messenger RNA of Exophiala spinifera, 1602 nucleotides long. RefSeq lists its product as uncharacterized. The record is from RefSeq and is a predicted model, not a curated record. Lineage: Eukaryota; Fungi; Ascomycota; Eurotiomycetes; Chaetothyriales; Herpotrichiellaceae. Gene Ontology annotation, molecular function: monooxygenase activity; heme binding; iron ion binding. Gene Ontology annotation, biological process: sterol metabolic process. The coding region runs from base 1 to 1602 and encodes 533 amino acids. The transcript has 4 exons.